This is a messenger RNA of Danio rerio (zebrafish), 3309 nucleotides long. The record is from RefSeq and is a predicted model, not a curated record. NCBI's taxonomy places the organism in Eukaryota, Metazoa, Chordata, Actinopteri, Cypriniformes, Danionidae.
UGACACCCCCACCCGGGUGUCACACCGGAAUAGUACCGGCGGAAGUAAGUAGAACGAGCCUUGCGGCCUGUUUCAGAAAGGCGAAAAUGUCGACUGGGAUGGGAAAGCACAAAAUGCUGUCUCUGGGUCCGACUGAGCCCUGGUCUAUUCGGGAGAAACUGUGUCUCGCCUCCUCCGUGAUGAGAAGCGGAGAUCAGAACUGGGUGUCUGUAAGCAGAGCCAUCAAGCCUUUCUCCGAGUCUGGACGACCCCCAGACUGGUUCUCCCAGAAGCACUGCGCUUCCCAGUAUUCUCAACUACUGGAAACCACAGAGGCUCCAAAACGUAAGCGGGGUGAGAAAGGGGAGGUGGUGGAGACCAUCGAGGAUGUGAUCGUCCGCAGAUUGACAGCAGAGAGAAUCGAGGAGCUCAAGAGGCUGAUCAAAGACACACAGGAGAAAUACAGGAAACUGAAGAAAGAGGUGGAUUUGAUCCAGGCUGGUCACGUGGACCCUAAACUGGAGGAGCUCUGGGCAGAAAUAGAGCUAAAGAAGAAGCAGGAAGAAGAGGAGGCGGAGCAAAAAAAAAGGGCAACUGAGGCAGCCUAUCAGAUUCGUCAGGCAGCUAAGAACACACCAAAGAGAGUUCCCAGUGUGACGGUACGCUCGCCGCCCGGCGCUAGCUCUCCCAGCAUGGACAUUUUACAGCCAGACGCAUCACAGCCAAUGACGGAUGAAUCCUGUGCCAGUCCCAUGGCUCAAGGAGUGACCGUCUUCAUGCCUGUCUCAGAUGUCAUGGGUCCAGGGCCUAAAGAGUCAGGAUUGAGCUCUCUGGUGGACGACUCUCCACAGAAGAAACACCUUGCUCCGAAAGCCACACCUCCUCCCUCCCCGCUGCUGUCUGAACUGCUGAAGAAGGGCAGUCUCAUUGCUGCCAGCUCCAGACUGGUGGUUGAAGGUGAAGUGGCCACAGGUUUGAGUAAUGGUUCUCAUGCAGUCGAGCUUCACACUUCUGCAACAGUUCUCCCUGCUACCCAAGACAUCACAGCAGAUGCUCCUACUCUAUCUCGUCUGUUGGAGAGCGUCACCCCAGCACAGCAGCCUGUGAGUGCUGAUCCCCCUAAGCCCCCUACUGUGGUCCCUCCAGCCCCGGACCACCUCUCUGUGCCCAAAUCAGGAGAUGCAGCCAUCGCUGAAGGUUCUGGAGCUGAGGCUGUAAUGGCAGGUUCAUCCACACCUGCGGAGGUGGAGGGGAAAGAGACGGAGCUGGUGGAGGAGGACACAGUGGUGUCAGUGUCAUAUAUGGGCCACGAACUGGACCUAGAGACUGUGGGAGACAUCAUUGCAAUUAUAGAGGAGAAGGUGGACGACCCUGUGGAGGCUCUGGACGCAGCGGCAGUGGAGGCAGCUCUCUCCCUCUGUGAGGAUCCAGCAGUCGGAGGUCACCCCCUCACCAGCCCCUGGGAAUCACAGACAUUUAAGGCAGCCGAACCAGAGCCUAUGAUCCAGCAGAGUGCCAUCCCAGCGGGCGCAGAGAGUGCCCCGAACUCUGCAAUUGUGCAGGGAGAAAUGGAGGUUCUGGUAGAAGAGGCUACAGAAACCGAAGCAGUUGAGGGAGUGACAGAGGAGCCUGAGGUGCCCUCUGCCCCGGAAACAGAGCAGAGCCAGGACUCAGAGGUUAAGACAGAGGUCGAGAGGGGAGGAGAGGGUGAAGGGGGUGUGGAGGAAACAGCGCAGCCGGAGAACAGAACACCGAGUCCAGCUGUGAAGUGUGAAGGGGAGGACUGGGUUCAGCCAGAGACCGUGACACCCUGUCUGGAUUCAGAAGAUAGCUCGGCCUCAGCAAAAGAUGCAAAGGAAGUGAAGGAGGAGGAUGGAGGCAGUGAGGUAGAUGUGGAUGAAGGGAUGGAGAUGAAGGAGUGUGGCGAUGGUGAUGGCGAGGGCCCCUAUCUCUCCGAGGUGGAUCCUCCUGCCAGUGAGAGUGAGGAUGGAUACGGCAGUCACUCGCAGCGCUACACCACUGCAGACUCCACCGCCAGCAGCCCGGCCUCAUCACAGUUCUCCAUGUGUAGUGAAGAUCAGGAGGCCUUACAGGCUCAGAAGAUCUGGAAGAAAGCUAUAAUGUUGGUGUGGCGAGCAGCAGCCAAUCACAGGUAUGCAAGUGUGUUUCUGCAGCCUGUGUCUGAUGACAUCGCGCCAGGGUAUCACAGCAUUGUACACAGACCAAUGGACCUCUCAGCCAUCAAGAAGAACAUCGAGUCUGGCCAGAUCCGCACCACAGCCGAGUUCCAGCGGGACAUAAUGCUGAUGUUCCAGAACGCAGUGAUGUACAACAGCUCGGAUCACGACGUUUAUCACAUGGCCCUGGAGAUGCAGAGAGACGUUCUGGAGCAGAUCCAGCAGUUCCUGGCCACUCAGCUGAUCAUGCAGACGUCAGAGUCGGGCAUCAGCACCAAGAGCCUGCGCGGAAGAGAAGCCAACCGCAAACAAGACCCCAAUGAGAAGACCCUGAGUCCUGCACACAAAGAGCCUCAUUUAGAGCCAGAACCACCAGCCAGAAGGAAAAGGAACAACUCCAAACAAGACACUGUUGAGAAGGACAGCCUCUCCAUGGCCUCUCCUGCUUUCCUUCUCUCUCUCUUUGACGGGGGCACCAGAGGGCGCCGCAGUGCCAUUGAGGCCGAUAUGAAGAUGAAAAAGUGAAGCAAGACGUCAUCACGAGUUCAAAUAAGACUUAUUUACCUGUUUCUAUAAGGCGUUCGGGCUACGUUUAGUUACUCUGGUUUGAUUCAGCAGUUUGCCACGGUCUAGUUAAAAUAAAUGAGGCUUCAAAAGGACUUGACCUUUUUUCCACAGAAGUCUUUCAGUUCUAGAGCUGAAAAACUGAUCCAAUGUGCUUUGACUCACUUGUUUACUUGAGUUUAGAGAAGCUGUCAUCACUGGCGUCUUAAAACAUGCUGAAUGUACCACCAUGAAGACCACUAGAUGUGUAGAAACCAGAAUGUUACCUUCUGAAACCUUCCAAGCCAUUGAUUAAACACAAAGAUCAUCGUCGCCUUAUGACAUUGGGGAACGCAGAACGUCAAGAGCAAUAAAAAUAAGCUCUUCAAUGGGAAUGAAGAUGGAUCCUCGGUUUUCUUUUAUCUCGAUUUCUUUGCCUAGUCAGGAUGAUUACAGUUUAAAGGCCUAAAGUACUACACUAUGUUCUUGAAAGUGAGUGAAUCUGUACGUUUAGAAAGAACAUAUAGUUUUGUACAGGGUCUUCGUGUACAGUGUUUUUGUAUAGUGUCGUGAAAUGUUUUAAUAAAACAUGAGUCUGCAAAUAAAAAAA